This is a messenger RNA of Penicillium alfredii, 252 nucleotides long. RefSeq names its product Dabb family protein. The transcript has 2 exons. The coding region runs from base 1 to 252 and encodes 83 amino acids. NCBI's taxonomy places the organism in Eukaryota, Fungi, Ascomycota, Eurotiomycetes, Eurotiales, Aspergillaceae. The record is from RefSeq and is a predicted model, not a curated record.
AUGACGAUUGUGCACACAGUACUCCUCAAAUUUCGACCCGAAGUUACUGAAGAGCAUAAAUCCGCCUUCAUAACUGAGCUUAAGGCACUCAAAAGUUUGGAAUGUGUCAAAGAUAAUCGGCUGUUAGUUGGCGGCCCUUCAAUCACAGAUCCAAUUCAACGGAGCAAAGGCUUUGAGUUUGCCCUCGUCAGUUAUCAUAUGAAUCGGCAAGCACUAGAUGAAUACCAAAGCUGCAAGGAGCACAAAUGGUGA